This is a messenger RNA of Orcinus orca (killer whale), 3900 nucleotides long. Its product is annotated as male-specific lethal 3 homolog. Gene Ontology annotation, cellular component: MSL complex; NuA4 histone acetyltransferase complex; nucleus. Gene Ontology annotation, biological process: chromatin organization; regulation of DNA-templated transcription. The record is from RefSeq and is a predicted model, not a curated record. Lineage: Eukaryota; Metazoa; Chordata; Mammalia; Artiodactyla; Delphinidae.
UCACUGUAAAUGGGCAUGAGGGAUCUUUCUGGAGUGAUGAGAAUGUUCUAAAACUGGGUGAUGGUGAUGGUUGCAUAACUUGGUAAAUUUACUAGAAAUCACUGAAUUGCACACUUAAAAUGGAUGAAUUUUAUGGUAUGUAAAUUAUACUCCAAUAAACUUUUUUUUUUUAAACAAAGUUUCAGUGGAAUUUCAUGCACUAGAGUGUAAAAUCCAAAUGCUUCUGCCUGGUUUUCAAGUCACUCCUACCAGGUCCAAUUGUGACCUCACUCCAGUGCAGCCCCUCUGCAGUGCCUACUGUCUUCCGAGCAUGCCCUCAUCACCUGCUUUCCUGCUUUUGCUUAUGUUCUUUCCCCAGGUAGCUUAACUCAGCUCCAAACCCUGGGUCUUCCUCAUGUCCCCUUGCAAUUGCUGUUACCAUCAGUCUUUGUAUCUCCAAUCUUAUGACUUUGCCUGUUAUGCACUUAUCCACUGUGCUAGGUGUUAGGUGUUAGGAUAGAGGGCAGCCCUGCUGAUGCAUUGUUCCUGCCCCCCCAGGAUGAUCGUCAGCCUCUAGCACACCGUCUGGCAUGGGGGCACAUUUGUUGAAUGAAUGAAUAGACCCACUAUUGACCUUUCCUCUUGCAUCCUCCUGCACUUCAGCAAACUUUUCCAAGGAAAUCCUAUGCUUUUCUCACCUGUCAGUAAAGACAGCUAUCAACUCUUGGUUAUACUGGGUGAACAAACUAUAGCCAGGCCAGUCUGGCCCACAGAUGGUCUAGAGAGUUGGCCCAAGAUCAGUACCAAAUCAGCAGUACCACAGAGUAAAAACCACAGGAUUUUGCACCCACUGCUAAAAUCCAAUAAUUUUCUGAUGAGAUCCUGACACCCCAGGUGGUGAGGGCAGGCAUCAAGAGAAAAAGCUGAAAGGACAUCACUAAUGCUGUUACACAUUAAGCCCUUGAUCUAGGACUGAUGAAAUAAAAUUUAUAUUUUAAGGCAGGACAAGAAAAAACUAAACAUAAAAUUUUCUCUGUGUGUUUGUUUGGACCUCCUCCCUCCCUCCCUCACGUGCAGUGUGCAUCCACAUUACACAUUAACCAGAGCUCCUCAAAGAUGGGCCUGCUCUACAGUAAAGAUCAAUUUCUUUCCUAGCAAUGUAACUUCUUAAAAGAAUAGUGUUCUUUCCCAGCUCUGUAGGGGGUCGUGGCGACUUGCUCGCUUUGUACGUGCUUACGUGGACCAUGUAUCCUUGGUGAACUUUAUGUAAAAUAUCAAUAUGUCAUUUUGACAUAAAAUCCUUUGUCUCGAAAACGUAUGUGACUGUGCCUUAGACUCCUAACAGGUGGAAUGGUUCUCAGAGCUUUCUAAGGAUAUGCUUCCCGGAAUGGGCAUCAUCAGAAAAUCUACAAACAACAAAUGCUGGAGAGGGUGUGGAGAAAAGAGAACUCUCCUGCACUGUUAUAUAUAUAUAUAUAAUAUAUAAUAUAUAUAAUAUAUAUUAUAUAUAUCAAUAUACAGCCACUAUGGAGAACAGUAUGGAGGUUCCUUAAAAAACUAAAAAUAGAACUACCAUACGACCCAGCAAUUCCACUCCUGGGCUAUACCCUGAGAAAACCAUAAUUCAAAAAGACACAUGUGGCGCAUGCUCCGCCCACCCCAGAGCCUCGCCCUCCGCCACGAUGAGCAAAUGAGGGCCAGAGAGGGCGUGAAAUUUAAAUUCUACUCAGAGGAGAAAGUGUUGUGCUUCGAGCCUGACCCCACCAAGGCACGAGUGCUGGAUGAUGCCAAGAUUGUCGAUGUUAUUGUUGGUAAAGACGAAAAAGGCAGAAAGAUCCCAGAAUAUCUGAUCCAUUUGAAUAGUUGGAACAGAAGCUGGGAUAGAUGGGCAGCUGAAGAUCAUGUCCUUCGUGACACCGAUGAAAAUUGGAGAUUACAGUGUAAAUUGGCAAGAAAAGCUGUAGCUCGUCUGAGAAGCACAGGAAGAAAGAGGAAGCGCUGCAGGUUGCCAGGUGUGGACUCUGUCUUAAAAAGCCUCCCUGCUGAAGAAAAAGAUGAAAAUGUUGAAAACUUAAUAAGUAGUUCCUCUGAUGACAGUAGUGAAGAAAAGGAUGAAGAAAUAAGUGAAGAAAGUGACAUUGAAGAAAAGACUGACGUGAAGGAAGAACCAGAGCUGCACGCAAAAAAGGAAAUGGAAGAAAGAACAAUAGCUGUAGAAAUCCCUGAAGUUCUGAAGAAGAAGCCUGAGGACGAUUGUUACUGUAUCAACAGGAGGAAACGGUUAGUGAAACUUUCAUGCCAGACCAACAUCAAUUUGGAAUCGUACGUGAAGCAUUUUGCUAUCAAUACAGCCUUUUCAGCCAAGGAGAGGCCUCAUCCCCAUCAGGCUAUGCCACAUGCCAACAUGAGUGUGCAUUAUAUCCCAGCAGAAAAGAACGUUGACCUUUGUAAGGAGAUGGUGGAUGGAUUAAGAAUAACCUUUGAUUACACUCUCCCAUUGGUUUGGCUCUAUCCAUAUGAACAAGUUCAGUAUAAAAAGGUGACUUCGUCCAAAUGUUUUCUUCCGAUUAAGGGAAGUACCACAAACGCUAAUCGGAACCCAGAGGAUCUCUCUCCAAGCCCACCUUUGUUGAAUCCAUCCACACCACAGCCCACAAAGAGUCAGCCAACCACAGGCGAGCCAGCCGCCCCCAAAAGGUGCAAAGCCGAGCCGGAAGCCUUGCAGUCUCUGAGGAGGUCCACACGCCACUCUGCCAAUUGCAACAGGCUGUCUGAGAGCAGCGGCUCGCCUCAGCCCAAGUGCCGGCAGCAGGACACGUCUGCCAGCACGCCCAAGCUGUUUCUGCACCUGGAAAAGAAGACGCCUGUUCAUAGCCGAUCAUCCUCACCUGUUCCUCUGACCCCUAGCAAGGAAGGGAGUGUGGUGUUUGCUGGCUUUGAAGGCAGAAGAACUAAUGAAAUAAAUGAGGUCCUCUCCUGGAAACUUGUACCUGACCAGUUACCCCCCAGGUGACCACCUCCACCCUCUUAAAUUUAUGGGGCGCAACACUUGCUGCAAUUGUUCGUGAAACUUCCAGAAAUCCUGGGAAAGAUGUCCUUUUCUGAGAAGAAUCUGAAGGCUUUACUGAAGCACUUUGAUAUCUUUCUGAGGUUUUUAGCAGAAUACCAUGAUGACUUUUUCGCAGUCUGCCUAUGAUGCUGCCUGUGAGGUGCACUACAGCACGAAGAACCCCAGGGUGAUUAUUAAGGUUUUGAUGGUUCUGGAAGAACAGCUUCUCUAUCUAGCUUUGUGCUCUCGGUCCCCAGUAAAGAACUAGGGAGUUGGUGGGCCUUCCAUACAGGCAGAGCGAAUGCGAUACCCCCCUUGGGGGGCUGUGGCGGGCCCAUUUGUUUGAGCUGCUUACCUCCCGUAGUUAUUUCUGUUAUGGAUUACUUCCUAGGUGCCUGAACGGCCUCCAACAUGUGACCCUUGCCAUGGUACAUGUCACCUGUGACGGCGGGAAACGAGCAGCUGUGUUCACAGUGAAAUGGUCAUGAAAGUGUGUGUAGGUUGGGCUGUUUCAGUAGACAGGAGUUACUUGUUACUAAGAACCACAUUUUUUUAGUUAUUUGUUAGCAUUAAACAAAAUCGUUUUGCAAGCCGUUUUCAUUCUUGUGAUUAGGCUGAGCAACAAAACAUUAGUUUUGCUUGGAAACUGAAGAGUAGUCCCAGAGUAUUUUAGAGGGAGUUGAUAUUGAUGGCAAAAGAAAAUUUGCAGCUAUACAUUUGCUUGUUACAGUUCCUUUUCUAUAAAACCUUAUUUUUGGUGAUCUAAAUAAAGCAUUGCCUGAAUGUUUGAGAUUUUAUAGCUACACUUGGUUGUGUAAUGUUAUAGUUCCCUUUCUGUAAGAUGUUAUUUUUGGUGAUCUCAAAUAAAUCAU